Molecule: messenger RNA, 666 nt
Organism: Cornus florida
Lineage: Eukaryota; Viridiplantae; Streptophyta; Magnoliopsida; Cornales; Cornaceae
Exons: 1
Coding region: 1-666 (221 amino acids)
Biological process (GO): SCF-dependent proteasomal ubiquitin-dependent protein catabolic process
Cellular component (GO): SCF ubiquitin ligase complex
Molecular function (GO): protein binding
Source: RefSeq, a predicted model, not a curated record
AUGGUAUACCGGGUUGGGAUGAUAAAUGGGUGUCCCAACUUAGCUGAAGUGUAUCUGAGGAGGAGAUGCCAAGUUGGGAAUUUCGGAGUCAUUUCUCUUGUUGAUUUGGUGCCAAAUUUGACAACUUUGGAUUUGACUGGUUGCAUUAGGAUUGCAGAUGAAGCCCUUAAAGCUAUCGGGAAUGCAAGAUCAUUGCAGGUUUUGAUUUUGCGAGGCUGUUGGUUAAUUACAAAUACGGGUUUGGCUUUGUUGGCCAGUGGGUCUCUGUCUAGGACUCUACGAGAAUUAGAUAUUGCAGAGUGUAAUCGAAUUACAGAUGAUGGGUUAUUGCAUUUGAGAGAAAUGUGUUGUUUGGAGGAGUUGAAUCUGGCAAACUGUGGAUUGGAUGUGACUAACACCGGGGGUGUGGCGAUUGCUGCAAUUCAAACUCUCAAGAGAUUGUCCUUUUCGUGGUUGAUUAACAUAUCGGAUGCUACACUCAUUGCUCUUGCUCAGAACUGCCCAAAUUUGGUGUACAUUGGACUGAGGGGUUGUGAAUCAAUAACGCGGGUGAUGGCAUUCGUGCCUUUGCAAAUCAUAGGUCUUUGGAAUCACUUGUGUUGGCUUCUUGUUACAAGUUUAGCGGGGAGGAUUUGCAAGAGAUGGUGCUCGGAUGCCGGACCUUGA